GCACCUCGCCACAUAGUAGUCAUCAAAUGGCUCAGAUAGUCAGAUUCUCGGGACUCUCCCACCAUGACUUCGUGUUAUCAUAACUUUGCAAAUUACACUCUCUCCCCCUCGCUCACUAUCUACUUCACUUGCAUUCUGUGACAGAGAGAGAAAAGGGAGGGAGAGACUAGGGAGAGGGACAGAGAGAAAUUAGGGAGGGAGAGAGACGGAGAGAGAUCAGGGAGAGAGAACGAGAGAAAUUAGGGAGAGAGAAGGAGAGUGGGAGAGAGAGAUUAUGGAAGUUUCUUUACAACUCACACGUCCUGUUUGGUGUAGUAAUGUGUGUAGUGAUACACCCAAUCUAAAGCUUAAACCUCGUCUAGGUUUCACAAGAACAACUCCUCACUUAUCACAAUCCUCGUCUAUUAUAGGCUAUCGAGGAGCUGGACUUCUGUAUCAAAUAUCUGCAGCUGCAGAUUUUUCGAGAAAAAGAAAUGGGAAAGCUUCAAAUCCUAGGCCUCGAGGCUCCACCUCGAAGAGAUUUAGCCGAAAACCCCAGACAAGAACAAGUAAUCAAACAAAAAGUCAGAAAGGCGAUGACAAGAGAGAAGGUUCAGGGACCCCACUAUCCAAUGAAUAUGCAAGGCACAAUGUGAAAGCAAUCAAACUCAAUGUUGAUAGUGAUGAAGAGACAACUGUUGAAAUUACUCAAGCUACUACAGCUGAGGAAGGACCUGGUAUGGAUGAUAUUGUGGAGACGGUGAAAACAAUUUCUCAUGUUGGUAAGCUUACCAAAUCAACAGAAAAUGGAAGAAUCAGUACAGUUGAUGAGGGCAGCAAUGAGUCCGCAAAUGAAAAACAAACAGCGAAGAGUGGUGUGUCUGCAGCGGCGGUAGAUAUAGGAGGCCGUGAAAGUAAGAAAUUGGGUGUUGAGAUAGAUGGACUGGAACAUACUGAAUGUGCCAACAUUGAUGAUGAUGUAAAAAGGAACGCGGUAAAACUUGAGUCAGCUGAAGGCAAAAAAGAUUUGGGUAGCGCAGGAGGAAAGGAAGAUGAUUAUUCUCUACAAGCAAAACUGGAAAUGGAAGUAAAGAGUCGUGAACAGGCACUUCAGAGACUUUCCGGGGUAAACUUUUCGCUAGGGAAUAAAAUGUUCUGUUACCCAGAGGAGGUAAAACCUGGCCAAACAAUAGAAGUGUUUCUUAACAAGAGCCUUUCUACAUUAAACAGUGAAUCUGAUCUCAUUAUCAUGGGAGCAUUUAAUGACUGGCGGUGGAAAUCUUUUACCUUAAAUUUGAAUAAGACUCGCCUGAAUGGGGAUUGGUGGUCUUGCCAGGUUCAUGUUCCAAAGGAAGCUUAUAAGAUGGAUUUUGUGUUCUUUAAUGGAAAAGAUGUCUAUGACAACAAUGACAAAAAAGAUUAUUGUAUACCUAUAAUAGGGGGAAUUGAUGUGCUAGAAUUUGAAGAGUUUUUGCUUGAGGAAAAACGAAGAGAGCUUGAAAAACAUGCCAAGGAGCAAGCUGAAAAGGAAAGACAUGCUAAUGAACUAAAGCGAAUAGAAGCAGAGAAAGAGGCACGUGAAGCUGACAGAGCACAGGCAAAAGGGGAGGCUGAAAGAAGAAGGGAAAUGUUGCAAGGAGUCAUCAAAAAGGCUGUGACCUCUGUUCACAAUUUAUGGUUCAUAGAACCCAGAGAGUUCAGUGGUGGAGACAUUAUCAAGCUAUAUUAUAAUAGGAGCUCUGGUCCUCUUGCUAAUGCUAAACAGAUAUGGAUACAUGGUGGCUAUAAUAAUUGGAAAGAUGGAUUAUCUAUUGUUGCAAGGCUUGACAGCUCUGAAAUAAAGGAUGGUGAUUGGUGGCAUACUAAUGUUGUUGUACCUGACCGUGCCCUUGUCUUGGAUUGGGUAUUUGCUGAUGGUCCUCCUCAGCACGCCUUGAUUUAUGACAACAAUCACCGUCAUGAUUUCCAUGCUAUUGUCCCUGCACGUGGUCCUGAAGAUAAAUACUGGAUUGAGGAAGAGCAUGAAAUAUACAAGAAGCUUCAGGAGGAGAGAAUGUUAAAGGAGGAAGCAGUACGUGAGAAGGCUAGAAUAACAGCACGUGUCAAAUCAGAAACCAAGGAAAGAACUAUGAAAACAUUUCUGUUGUCUCAGAAGGAUAUAGUCUAUACUGAGCCUUUGGAUGUCCAUGCAGGAAGCACUGUUUCACUUUUCUAUAAUCCUGCCAACACAGUUUUAAAUGGGAAACCAGAAAUUUGGCUUAGAUGUUCAUUUAACCGCUGGACUCAUCGCAUGGGUACACUGCAACCUCAGAAAAUGUUGCCUGCAGAAAAUGGUUCCCAUGUAAAAGCCAGAGUCAAGGUUCCACUAGAUGCAUAUAUGAUGGACUUUGUAUUCAGUGAGAGGGAAGAUGGAGGGGUUUUUGACAAUAAAUUGGGUAUGGAUUACCACAUCCCUGUCUUUGGAGGAAUAGCAAAGGAACCACCUAUGCAUAUUGUACACAUUGCUGUUGAAAUGGCUCCUAUUGCAAAGGUGGGAGGUCUUGGUGAUGUAGUAACUAGUCUUUCCAGAGCUGUUCAGGAUCUAAACCACAAUGUCGACAUAAUUUUUCCAAAGUAUGACUGCUUGAACCUAAGCAAUGUGGAAGAAUUUAAGUUUCACAGAAGCUACUUUUGGGGUGGGACUGAAAUAAAAGUUUGGUUUGGCAAAGUAGAAGGCCUAUCUGUCUACUUCUUGGAGCCUCAAAAUGGUCUCUUUUGGGCAGGUUGCAUUUAUGGCUGCAAGAAUGAUGGGGAUAGAUUUGGUUUCUUCUGCCAUGCUGCUCUUGAGUAUCUUCUUCAGAGUGGAUCUAAUCCUGAUAUAAUCCACUGCCAUGAUUGGUCUAGUGCUCCAGUUGCGUGGUUGUUUAAGGAUCAUUAUGUGCACUAUGGUCUUAGUAAAGCUCGUGUCGUCUUCACAAUUCAUAACCUUGAAUUUGGAGCACAUUUAAUUGGCAAAGCAAUGGCAUAUGCAGAUAAGGCUACAACGGUAUCUCCCACCUACUCAAAAGAGGUUUCUGGAAACCCUGCAAUUGCUCCUCAUCUUUACAAGUUCCACGGCAUAUUAAAUGGAAUUGACCCAGAUAUAUGGGACCCUUAUAAUGACAAAGUCCUUCCUGUAUGUUACACUUCAGAAAAUGUUGUUGAAGGUAAAAGAGCUGCCAAGGAAGCCUUGCAACAAAAACUUGGUCUGAAAAGAGCCGAUCUUCCUCUGGUAGGAAUUAUAACUCGUUUAACUCAUCAGAAAGGAAUCCACCUUAUUAAACAUGCCAUUUGGCGCACACUGGAUCGUGGCGGACAGGUAGUGUUACUAGGUUCAGCUCCAGAUCCUCGCAUUCAAAAUGAUUUUGUUAAUAUGGCAAGUCAUUUGCACUCUUCCCAUAAUGACCGUGCACGACUCUGUCUGACCUAUGACGAACCUCUUUCUCACUUGAUAUAUGCAGGAGCAGAUUUUAUUCUGGUCCCUUCAAUAUUUGAACCAUGUGGACUAACUCAACUCACUGCCAUGAGAUAUGGGUCAAUACCUAUUGUUCGUAAAACUGGAGGGCUUUACGAUACUGUAUUUGAUAUUGACCAUGAUAAAGAGAGAGCACAAGCACGAGGUCUUGAACCAAAUGGAUUCAAUUUUGAGGGAGCCGAUCCUGCUGGUGUAGACUAUGCUGUCAAUAGAGCAAUGUCUGCUUGGUAUGAGGGUCGGGAUUGGUUCAACUCAUUAUGCAAGCUUGUGAUGGAGCAAGAUUGGUCUUGGAACAGACCAGCCCUUGACUACCUGGAGCUUUACCAUGCAGCUCGAAAGUUGUAGGAACAACCUGUUUGGAACAGCAGGGCUGCUGAGGUGCCAGUAAAUCUUCUCUUGCCAUUGUACAGUUUAGUGAUAAUUCCUCGUCUGUCUGUCAUCCUUUCCUUUUAAAUGAAGAUACAGCUGCAUAUAUUUAAUUUAAUUACAAUUAGGUACACAGAGAAAGAGGGGCAGAGCUAGUAGAAUUGUAAUAUGCGCUUCACACAUUUUUUGUUUAGCAUAAGUUUAUAGUUUAGUAUAGACUAAAUACUAUUGUCGACUUGUAACUCCUACGAUAAUAAAUUAAUAAAAGGAGAAAGCCAAAGAAAAUCAAGUAGCUGGCAAUAUCUUUACA
Molecule: messenger RNA, 4148 nt
Organism: Daucus carota subsp. sativus
Lineage: Eukaryota; Viridiplantae; Streptophyta; Magnoliopsida; Apiales; Apiaceae
Product: starch synthase 3, chloroplastic/amyloplastic
Exons: 16
Coding region: 275-3817 (1180 amino acids)
Molecular function (GO): starch binding; alpha-1,4-glucan glucosyltransferase (UDP-glucose donor) activity
Source: RefSeq, a predicted model, not a curated record